AUGCGUGCUUGGGGAACUACGGCCAAAGACGUUUUCACUAAGCUUCCAAACGAAUUCUUGGAUCAAAUCUUCGCUGAUGUGGACCGAGAAGAUUUGAAAAGCUUGAUCAAGACGCAUCGAUCCUUCAAGAAGUCCGCUCAACGCCACUUGUUCCACACAAUCCAUAUUCCAGCACAGUCUACCUUGGCCAAACCAUUUAUCACCAGGGCGGAUGAAGCUGGCUACCUACCGGGGCGCUCCGAUCGCAUGGAAUGGAAAGUUGAACAGAGAAAUCGACGUCCAGGUCUCAACCUAAUGCCCCCAUUCUUGCUACCCAUACCAGACGCUCAGAUCCCACCGAACCACAAGCAAGAGAAGUCUUACGGAAAGGUGAUGGCCCGACAGCGUACCUGUGCUCUGUUUCUGCAGGCUAUCAUGUCGGUACCGUAUCUGGCAGACUAUGUGCGUCAUGUUCGGAUAGAUUCCGAAUGGGGUGCACCGCUCUUUUUCAACACGCAAGCCUAUACGAUUCUGAAGAAACUGCCCAAGCUGCGUAGCAUCGAAGUCGCCGUUAAAGAUCGGCUGGCGGGUUCAGAAUGGAACAAACUCCAGCAUGUUUGUAUGCAGCAACUAUGGACUAUGCUCGAAGACCUCCAGAUCGAGACAAUCACCUUGACGACACCAACGCUAAAGGUUCUCAGCAAACUCAUUCAGAUACCUACCCUUCAGUCUUUCGUAAUCAGUCCUGACACCCCUUGGCAUAUCGCCCCUGGCCUCAAUAUCAGCUAUUUAGAGUCAGGUAUCCCUCACAACUGGCUCGAGCCUACCUUCCUCUCUAACCUCACACACGUCAACUUAGGAGAUUUCAGCAUGAGCCCUAUCGCUAUGGGAAGACUACUCGGCCACGCCAAGAAUCUCCAGUCACUACUCAUCACCAUCACUUCUCUUCACGCCUACCCAACUCACAUUAGAUCUGUCGGCGCUACCCCACUCGCCACCGUCAUAGACAUCCUAGAAGUAAAUACAGGGCUUGCUUCUUCCCUGAAAGAACUAGGACUGCUAGAACCGCUAUAUGCACACUUCACGAAUCCUGCUGUCCAAGUUUACCAUUCCAUCCACGCCGAUUUUUCGUUCCUCAAACAUCUGCAGGUCCUGAAGAUUACCUCGGCCUUCUGGUACGAUCGCACCUGCGAGCUACCCAACGCACCCAAAAAUGCUUGGAUGUGGAAGAAACAGGACCGCUGCGCUGUCCGCGCAUACAGCCUCGUCCCUCCAUCACUCCGCGAAUUGGAAAUCCAGUUCAUGUGGCCCGAAGUUGUUUUCGUCUCGGGCGAAGGCUUACACGAACAGUUUCUUCUCACAUCCCAGACCACGCAAUUGAAGGGUUUUGGCUGGAUCAGGGAGUUUGCGGACCAGAAGCAACGCAGGGAAGGUGUUUUACCAGAGUUGGAUUGUCUUAGACUGACCGAGUUUCGAGAGAAUAGCGGAUACAGGACGCCAAGUCCUUAUUCACCACCAGAACUAAUGAGGGAAGUAUUCGAAAGUGCGGGUAUUGAGCUUGAUAUUCGACUUGCGAGGUAUAGAAAGAAGUGGUGA
Molecule: messenger RNA, 1575 nt
Organism: Alternaria atra
Lineage: Eukaryota; Fungi; Ascomycota; Dothideomycetes; Pleosporales; Pleosporaceae
Exons: 1
Coding region: 1-1575 (524 amino acids)
Molecular function (GO): protein binding
Source: RefSeq, a predicted model, not a curated record